AAAAUGAGACCUCCGUAGAUCAUUAAACCAUCUAAAAUUUGGUAAUGAUGUAGAUACAACGCUUCUUUAUGACUUGGAUGCUCCAAAAUAUAGAAAUAAUUCCAGCUCAGUAAAAUGGGAAGUCAUAGGAAAAACUACUUAGAAAAUAAUUGAAACUCAGCAAAUCAAAAGGUAACAUGCUUAAAAAAGUACGGUCAAGCACAACGUCUAUUAUUCCGACAAGCAAAUCUACACCAGCCUUAGAUAAUCUAAAUAAAUCAAAGCUCAAUGGAGAGAAUGAGCUUUCAGUGGAUAUAUCAUCAAAUAUGGGAAAAGGACAAAACUAUGAAAUUGAACGGGGUUCACAGGAUGAUAACAUGAACUGUUUACCACCCAGUCCAUCUUCAUUGAGUAGAAGAAGGAUAUCGUCAUGCCAGGCUCUCAAGAGUGCUGUUGCCACAUUGUAUCGCAUGGAUGAUUUUACGACUGAAGAACUUGGUUCAGGAUUUUUUUCGGAAGUGUUUAAGGUGACACAUCGUACAACGAAGGAGGUGAUGGUCUUAAAGCUGAACAUAUCUCCGAGUAACAAACCUAAUGUACUGAGGGAGGUGCAGCUCAUGAACAAACUCAACCAUCCGAACAUUCUCAAAUUUAAAGGUGUUUGUGUACAUGAAGGACAGCUCCAUGCUUUAACUGAGUAUAUCAAUGAAGGAAGCUUGGAGCAGUUGCUAGGCAAUAAGAGGUUGGAUCUAUCGUGGUCCGUGCGAGUCCAGCUGGCUCUGGACAUGGCUAAAGGCAUGCGGUAUCUUCACCACAGGGGUGUCUUUCACAGAGACUUUACUUCCAAGAAUGUGUUAAUCAACAAAGAGGACGGCAAGUACAGUGCAGUGGUGGGUGAUUUUGGCCUGGCUGCUCGUAUACCUGACCCCCUUGACAACAGCAAGAAAUUGCCAAUAGUCGGCUCCCCCUAUUGGAUGUCCCCAGAGUGUCUGAAUGACAAGAGAUAUGAUGAAAGGGCUGAUGUAUUUUCUUUUGGCAUUAUACUGUGUGAGAUUAUAGCUAGGAUAGAAGCAGAUCCUGAUCAACUACCUAGAACCAAGAAUUUCGGCCUGGAUUACGUGGCAUUUAGUAAAAUGGUAGAAAAAUCUUGUCCUCCUGUGGACUUCUUACAACUGGCCUUUAGGUGCUGUCAGGUGGAUCCCAAGAAGAGACCAUCGUUUUCAGAGGUUGUUCCACAGUUAGUGCAAGUCCAACAAAACCUGUUCAAACAACUAGUCCUAGCAGAUAUCUGCAACCUUAGUCUGAGUGAUAAUGACAUGGUUAUACUCAAUAAUAGAGUACAAGAACCAACAACUGUUGAUGUGACUGCAAACACACUGGAGACAUCUAUACCAAUACCUAUACAUCAUAUGGCAUCAAGAGACGCCCCAGAGGAACAAGAUAUGAGCUCAACACUUGUGUCCAGUAUUCCCGCAACACCUAGUCUCCUUGCUACUAUCAUGAGGCACGAUGAUCCCUUCUACACACCAACUAUACCAAAUCCAUUCAGAACUCUCAACUCUGUGUUCCAAGAAGGACAGAAAAUAAUAGGUCCUCCAAUUUUGACAAUGUCUUUCGAGGAUUUAGCGUCACCAUCUAUAUGUAGUACUCCUCCGGGAAGUCAGAGUGAUUUUUUGGCCUGGAGUGAGCAGUUGUGUGCGAGUAUGAGACUUAGUAGAUCUCUACCUUCAUCUCCGACUCUCCUCAGGCGAACAUUUGAACAAUUUAGUCAGGAACAAGAGGAGUACGCCCGCAAUAUUGACUUUCCUUUAAAACAGCGUACAACCAGUGAUACCUCAGCCAUGAAAAAACUAGUGUUCGAGGACCCAGGUGAUACCUCAAACAUGAAAAGACUAGUGCAUGAAGAUUUAUGCGAUGGCGAGUUAAGUGAUAGCUCAAGUAGUACAGACAGUGCUGUAGAGCUUGUCAGCCAGACCUCAUCUUUCAAACAUACUCUAGCACAUCGACUUGCUCAUGGACAGUGUCGCAAGUCAUUUCAAAUGGGUAGUGCUGGCGAUAAAUAUCAGAACAUAUCAGAGAGUAAAAUGAGGUAUUUUGACCCAUAUUUUCCGGGAGAAUGGUGUGUGAAGGAACAUUUAACAGUAGAUGAUAGAGGUGACAUGCCCAGGUCUUAUAGUUCCUCAGAGUCUUGUAUGUCAUACGAUGAAAGUGGUGCAUUAUCACCCACCAGCUCUUUAUCGAGCUAUGAGGAUGCAGAUAGUCUUCACUCCUCAAACACAGACUCACCAGAAAAACGCCCAAGAUCUAUGGACAUGUCCCGUUUGCGAUCAGAAUUUAUUGAAAAGCGAGCAGUAUCCUUUGAUCGCGGUGGGCUAGGUGCAAUUGAAUUGUCAAAGAAUAGCAGAUACAGGGCCCAGGCUAUACAAGGGGCAAGUAUGGAAUACAUGAAUCGCCAUAAACCAAUUAAUUCAGAAUUAUGGCCAAGCAGACAACAAAUUGGCCUCAUUCGCCCGUCAUUUGUGCAUGAGAAAGUGAAAAAGUGGGAACUGAGACAGAAAGAAAAGGAAACGAAUCCAAAUAAAAAGUGCAGUGUAACUGUGAAAUUUAGUUUGAAGAAUACAGGAGUGAAAGAUACUAAGAUUAAAUUAGAGGAAAAGUCUUCGCAGUAGAGCUCAGAAUAUAAAGAGCAACAAGAAUGAGAUUGUUAAUGAAAUAAAGUGUUGUAUUAGUAUAUACAGUUCAUGUACAGCCAAUCUAUGCUAUAUCAUUCAGUAUGUCUAAGAUGAAUUACAUGUACGUCUCAAUUUAAAUCAAGUUUAGAUUUUAUUCAGAGAAAAUUUCUUAAAUUGUUGCUUGGUGCCAGAAGGCAAUACUAUCAGUACAUAUACGGGUUAGUGGAUUUUGUUCGUUGAACAAAUAAGUGAAUGAAGAGUAUAUAUUUUUGUGAUGAUCUUAUGCAAUCUAAUUGUAAUGUUAAGGAAAUUCUUAUUAUUUUCUUUUAAUUUCAGUCACUGAAAAAGUCAAUGACAUCUCCUAAUUAAAAUCCUAAUUUAGUCAUAAUGUUUAUUUGUUUAAUUUUCUGUUAGUUAUAUUUAAAAUUUCUGAAUUACUUUCAAAUUAUUGUUUUAAACAGAGUUAACAUUUUUGAUCAAAAUGUUGAAAAUCAAAUAUUAUUCAGUAUUUAUUUACUUCAGCAUAAUUUGUUAAUAUUAUUACGAAAUGAUAAAUGAAUCCAUCCAAUACAGCGAUGCAAACAACUAGAUGCAAGUUCAAUAUUAACAUAUUAUAAAAAUGGUGCUUAAAGGUAUGAUGUGUUUGGGGAGUGCUCAAAUCACAAUGUUAUAUAAAAUAGAAUACCAUGAAGUUCAGUGUACAAAGUUGAUAAGGCUGUUUUGAUCAAAGCCUAUUACAGCCAAUGAUAUCAAUUGAUUUGUCACAAAUUGUCACAAACAAUAUACAAAAAAUAUACAUGUAAUGAAUUCAAAUUUCAACGUUAUCAGCACCUCACCAUGGUGGCUCUUUUGUCAGGAGAUCUGUUUAAGGAACAAAAUGGCUGCAGGCUCAUGUUAUGCUCAUACAUGAAUUUUCUCUUAUCAUCAUUAAGCAAGAUAUAGUUGAAAUAUUCAUUACAAUUUUGUAUUCACUAAAGCAUAUUCUGCUUUUAAUAUAAAUCCAAACUUUGAAACUUUGAGAAUAGCUUGUAAGAUGGUAACAUGGUAACAUGGUAAGAUGGAUUUUCUUGCUUCAAGUCCCUCUCUUUUUUUGGGUUGAUCAUAAAGAAAAUAUUUCGGAAGAAGCAUAUCUGGGCUUGCCGCUAGGUUGUUAUGGAAACAGAUUUGUUGUCUGAUCUUCUGAUAAGAAUUGCAUAAAUAAGUUUAAACACAGAAUAUUUUGAAUAUUAAUUAUUAGUUAUUUUAAUGUACAUAAACUAUAGUACUGUAUAUGUACAAAUUGUACAUUGAAGUCAAGAUAUCAAGGGUGCCUGUAUGUUCAAUAUCAACAGAUGUCUUUUGUUAAAUGAAAAAAAACAUUUCAUCGCACAUAUCCUGCGAUCAAGUUGUAUCACCCCUAUGAAGCCAUUUUUGUAAGAAAUUACAAAUGCAAUGCUUUAUUUUAAUUUACACCAGUGAACCACUAUAAUUGAUUUAUUAUUUUGUUUACCAUUUUCAGGUUUUCCAUGGUUUCCAUGUUAACCCCUUUGAAAAUUUAAAUGGCUUCAGGGGUGAUGAUAAAAAAAUACAAAAUUCAUGACAUAUAUUUUUGGUUGGAAAACAUUCAAUAUUCGCCCUUAUCCUGAAUAUAGAGGAAAUCUAUAAAGGAUGAUUUCAUUUGAUUUAUGGCUGUUUAGGCAUUAAAACUAGAUACUGUCAAAUUGACAGACUUUGAGUUACAAGUGCACUGUGGAGGAACUCUUCAAAAUGUUACUUAAACGGAUCCAUUUAAGUUCCGAAAACGAACGUUGAAAACGGUUAAACAUCUGCACUUUUAACCGUUCCGUUUUCGUAAUAAUAGUAGUGAGGAAUAAUUAUGAUCUAUCUUACCGCCUUGUGAACUAUUCGUUCACAAAUUAUUAGAUUUUCAUUAACACAUGAUGCUUACGCAUAUUUGUACCAAAGCGG
Owenia fusiformis is the source of this 4598-nucleotide messenger RNA. The record is from the annotation of a GenBank genome assembly. NCBI's taxonomy places the organism in Eukaryota, Metazoa, Annelida, Polychaeta, Sabellida, Oweniidae.